Messenger RNA from Acanthosepion pharaonis, 1734 nucleotides. The record is from the annotation of a GenBank genome assembly. Lineage: Eukaryota; Metazoa; Mollusca; Cephalopoda; Sepiida; Sepiidae.
AUGGCUGAUCCUCAAUACAAUUAUCCUGGUGCUGGAGGUGGGCAAGCUGGUUACAGCUACAAUGCCUAUGGUAGUACCACUGCAGCUGAUGGUGGUUCCUAUCAACCAACAGCAUACAGUCAGCAGGGUUAUGGUCAGACAUACAGCUAUGAUCAAGCAUCUUACAGUCAAACCCCAGCUGCACCUCAGGCAGCUGCACCAUCUUCAUAUGCUCAGCAACCUGGCUAUGGUCAGGCAGCUUAUGGACAAACUGUUUACAGUCAGUCAGGCCAAACAGCUCAACAGUCUUAUGGUCAAUAUGGCCAAACGUAUGGUCAGAGCUCGGAUGCUUCAGCCUAUGGCCAACAAUCUUCCUAUUCCCAGCAAGGUUAUGGGCAAGCUGCAGCUCCUCCAGCUGCUAGCAGUGGAGGAGGCGGCUACAGUCAACAAAGCUAUGGCCAGCAAAGUGGUGGCUACAGUGCCCCACCUCCUCAGCAACAACAGCAGCAGCAACCACCUCAACAGCCCAGUGGAUAUGGACAGCAGAAUUCUUAUGGGCAGCAGCCACAGCAGCAGCAAGGCAGCUAUGGUCAACAACAUAGUCAUAGUGGUGGCAGUUAUGGGGAUUAUAAUCAACAGGGUGGCUAUGGUAGUGCUCCUCAACAGCCACCACCUCAACAGUCAUCUGGUGGUUAUGGUGGACCUCCCCCAAAGAGUUAUGGAGAUAGUCGCGGUAGUAGUCGCGGUGGUGAUCGUGGUAGCUCUGGUGACCGUGGCAGUGGUGACCGUGGUGACCGCGGUAGCAGCAGUGACCGCGGUAGUGGUGGAGGCUCGGGCUAUGGCGGUGGCAGAGGAGGCUUCAACAAAAGCUAUGGUGGUGGUGGUGGUGGCGGUGGAUAUGGAGAUGGUCCCAUUAUGGAAAUGCCUGACACCGUGUUUGUGUACGGACUGAACGAAGAUGUUACUGAAGAAGCUCUAAUUCAACAUUUUGGAAGCAUUGGGGUCAUUAAGACUGAUAAAAAGACAAGCAAACCUAAAGUGUGGAUUUACAAGGACAAAGUCACCGGCAAAGGAAAAGGUGAAGCAACAGUCACUUAUGAUGAUCCUGAGAGUGCCAAAGCUGCCAUUAAUUGGUUCAAUGAGAAAGACUUCCAGGGUAGAAUCAUCAAGGUUGAAAUGGCUCAGCGUAAAGCUUGGACAGGUGGCAGAGAUGGCCGAGGUGGACGAGGUGGAGGCCGUGGCGGUGGCAGAGGUGGAUUUGGUGGUGGUAUGGGCGGUGAUAGAGGUGGUGGCGGCGGUGGUCGUCAAGGAGAUUGGACUUGUCCCAACCCUGCUUGUGGCAACAACAACUUUGGCUGGCGUAAUGCUUGUAACCUUUGCAAUGCUCCUAAAGAAGGACUUGGCUCUGCAGGACCUGGUGGACCUCCUGGUGGUCCAGGUGGUUUCCGAGGCCGAGGUGGACCCCGUGGUGGCGGUGGCCCUGGCAUGGGUGACAGAGGCAGUCGAGGUGGCAUGGGUGACAGAGGGGUGAGAGGAGGUGGUGGCAUGGGUGAUCGUGGAGGCAGAGUAGGUGGUAUGGGUGGCCGAGGAGGUGAGAGAGGUGGUUUCCGUGGUGGGCCAAGAGGAGGUGGCGGCAUGGGUGGCGAUCGUGGAGGUGGUGGACCCGGUGACAGAGGUGGCCGUGGUGGAUUUGGCAAAGACCGAGGAAGGCCUCAAGAUAGCAGAUCUGACAGACGACCAAGGCCCUACCCUUAG